AUGGGAUACAAGGCUCUAGUGCAGCCCACAGAGCUGGAGCGGGGAGAAGGGGAACUUAUUGUGCAAGGCCUCAUGAACCACAAUGCAGAGGACCAAAUCCAGAGCAUCCACUUCCUGGACAGUCUGAAUGAUUCAAGGCAGAUGGUCCCUGGGAUGGUGGGCUGGCUGAUUGGUGGCAUGAAACUCCAGCAGCAGCAGCAGCAAGAGAUCAGCAUCAACAUCACCAAUGUGCAGCUGGACUGUGGUCGGAUCCAGAUGUCUUUCCAUAAGGAGUGGUUUUCUAUAAAUAUCUCACUUGAAUUUGACAUUGAAUUGACACUGCCCUUCAAUAACAACAGCACCAGGCUGCACACAAGCAUGAGCCUUGCUGCAGAGUUUUGGCUGAAGAAAGAUGAGUUUGGCCGGAGGGAUCUGGUGGUGGACCAAUGUCACACGGAGCCCAACGUCCAUGUGAUAGUUCUCGCUGAGGCUAUCCCAUACAAGAUGAAACACGUUCUUCACAACCUCAAAGAGAACAUAGGGAAAGUUAUCCCACAUCUGGUAGAAAAUCAGGUUUGUCCUCUCGUUGGCGAUCUCCUCAAGCAACUGGAUGUGAAACUGUUGAAAGGCCUGAUGGCAUGA
This is a messenger RNA of Heterocephalus glaber (naked mole-rat), 621 nucleotides long. The record is from RefSeq and is a predicted model, not a curated record. Lineage: Eukaryota; Metazoa; Chordata; Mammalia; Rodentia; Bathyergidae.